Molecule: messenger RNA, 4425 nt
Organism: Schistocerca gregaria
Lineage: Eukaryota; Metazoa; Arthropoda; Insecta; Orthoptera; Acrididae
Gene: imd
Exons: 5
Coding region: 3322-4122 (266 amino acids)
Biological process (GO): signal transduction
Molecular function (GO): protein binding
Source: RefSeq, a predicted model, not a curated record
UAAGAAUAGCAGAUACUGAAAAGUAGCAUUCACAGAAAUCACUGAUAUCGGAAAAUCGCAGUUUAGCGCAUCGCUAGUCGGGUUUGUGCAGUUCAUACGGGGGACGCAGCGGUUGAUGCAGAUUGGUUUGUUCUGGAUGUACGCAGAGCCAUCUACAGGUGGCUUUGACAGAUUGCUGCGAUAGAAGCAGGUCUUUGGGAGCAAACAGGUGUAUUUGAAGUUACAAGUUUGAAUGCAGGAAGUGUCUUUAAAUGUUUAUUGGAUGCAGUGCAGUACGGCGUUGAACAGUGAAUUUCGUCAAGGAUUCAAAGUGAUAACUUGCCGGUACUGUUCAUCAGAAGUGUUACUAGUAUUAACCUCUAACAUUAAUGUUUUACUCAGAGUAGUUAAACCAGCAGGAAAUGUUACAUCCGCUUGUGGAAUCGGAUUUUAUAAUAUUAUAACAUUAUUAUAAGAAAGUGAUUGUGCCCCUUUUUUGUUGUUUUUGAGUUUGCCCUAUCGAGAAAUGAAGCAUUAUGUGUGUGGGUGGUGUCUCCUCUUUGUGAGAUAGCCCUUUACCCAGAAGACAUUUAUUUAAGUGAGGAUCUGGGUGUUUACAUAUUAACAUGUGAGCGUUUUGUUUACUCUCUUCACAUUAGUUUUUAGUAGGACCACGCCAGAAUUGAUUCACUCAUGCGUAGAUGAAUAGUUCUAAUAUUUUUGUUGCAAAUUGAUUUCCCAAAAUCUUGCUUAGAAACAGCACUAGCGAAAUGCCAAAUUUCGGCUUACUAUCAUGAUAUCGUGGGCGAAGGAUAUCGUAGAAUUUCAGACUGUCUUCUGAUUUUUUUAGUUAUUUCAGCUGAUAAAGAUACGGUACAAUCGUAAAAAGUGUGUGAUCUGCGCGAUACUAUAUGCUCCAUGUAGCUAAAUUAACAUCUACAAUAAGAAUGUAGAAUUACAUCAAUUUUUGGUAUUGGUAAAUGUUAGUAAGCUAUACAAAAGACAAGUGCGUCGUACCAAUUGUUCCGUGAUUACUGAACGUAUAGGAUGAUUAGUGUACACAUGAAAACAAUCAAUUUACUUUUAAGAAUUUAAAGGUUUGCAUCGCAGUUGACACUGUUUGGGUCAGCCAGCAUUAGUCCUAGACCUAAUAGACAUUCUGGGAAUUUACUUGGUGAUAGUUGGAAAAUGCAUACUAUUGAUUUAUAUUCGGUUUUGUGUUUAGCGGCCGACGCCACAUUUCUUCAGAUUCUUUAUCAAACUUUUGGUACAUGCAAUAUACGCAGGUGGUAUGGGCCUACUUAAUUUAUUAAUUCCUAUGAAGUAGUUGGGUAGACGUUACAGUGGACCCCCUUGCAUUUUGUUUUCUGCAUUUACAUUGCAACUUUAGUGUUUAUUAUGAAAAGCGCUUUCAGUGUGACGAAGUACUCUUAAAUAAGAUGAAAACGCAAACAUUAUGCUAUGCUAUAUGUCGCUCCAUGGCCACAGCCAAGAUUUCAAGACGUGUCGAUCAUUAUACUCGAGCCAAUAGUUGAGUAUAUUGGGAUUUUGUAAGAAUUUUUAUCGCAAAUAAAGUAGGUUUACUAACAAGCAACUAUCCAUCAUUUUAACAGCGUUAUCGGCACAUUUAUGGUGUAUCUUGAAAAUGACUUCCGUGUAGAGGUGGUUAUUAGUUUUUUCUGAUCUGUUUUGUGAUAAAACUGGAGCUGUACGGAGAAUGGUGUUAUACUCAUUGAUGGCUCACACUGUGUUCACUUUUUAUUCUUGUGACUGCUCUAAUUGGCACCCUCUGAAUUAUAUGAAUGUCUUCUUCUUUUCCUUCAUUACACCCUCUGUAAGUCUGCGGGUAAACCUAUCAUGGAUUGUUUCUUCCUCUUCUCCUCUCAGUACCCAUUCAUACUUUUCCUUCCUUUCACCUUCUCUUUUCAUAUCAUUGGUCUUUGUCACACUGGUCAGUGUUUACUUGGUUCUCCAGCUUUCCAUCCCAUCCACCUUGAUCCUCAUCUGCUACCAGUACUUCCAGUAUUCAACAACAUGCUUUGUUCGUGUCUUUUCGCUUGACCUAUCUGUUGUCUUCCAUACUCUUGGCAGUUCCGUCCAUAUUCACCCUGAGCAAAUUUGAGCCCCCUUAAGUCUUUCUCCUGAUAUGGCUGUCAUGGUCUGGUACAAUUCUUCCUUAGGCCCUCAUCCAUUUUUCACAACCUAGUUGUAGGUCCCAGUGUAGUUAUUCAGUGUUGUGUCUUCCUAGUGUUAUCGUUUCAGGUCUGCAUGUAGUACCGAAGUCAUCAUUGUUGCCUUGUAGUCCCUGAGCUUUGCGUCUGUAGAUAUAUUCUUUUUAUUGCAUACUUCUCUGGCCAUACACACAGCUGUUGUCGUCUUCAACGUCUGUUAUUCUCUCAUUGCGUUUGUUUCUUCCUUUUAUAUAUUCUUCUAGAUAUUUAAAUUAUCCAUCUGUUGCAAGCUGCCUUCUGGUGUUACCAGUUUCCUGUAGUAGGCCUAUUUACUUUGUUGAGUUGUUUCUUUGCUGCUUCUUCCAUCUCAGUUACUGUCUACAAGGCCCGGGAAGUCCACUUGGACUCUAUUGUUCAAAAUCAGAUUACUAAUUUAGUUGAAAUUACAAUAUUUAAAAACCUAGGAUUGAUCUGUAUUUAACAUGAAAUUGACAGCUAUCAUAUGCAGACAUUAGUACUGUUGUAUGGAACUUUUGCCUCUGGUUGCUGGGGCAUUCCAGCUUGAUGCAGCAGGGAAAAGUUUUGGACUGAUAGACCAACUGGAAGGCAUAGGACAAGGUUUCUGCAGUGAAUUAAGAACUAGUCAUGUAGUCCCGAAUAACCCUCUAUCAGGUAUUCACACUCCAUUGCCUCUGAUGUUCAACUUGCCUCAGCAGCUGCAAAUGCUCAAUGAUCCAAUAAUGCACAUUUAUUACAUUCAGCUAUAUGCGAGUUACCAAGUUAACAUAUUUGGUAAGACAGGAAUCUUAUGUCCAGAUGUUAUGUCGGAACUGAGCAACAGAAUUCCAUACCUCAUCUGUAAUGCUGCUGGUGAAGCAGCAUGAUACGGAUAGAAGCUAUAUGCCCACAAAAUCUAAACAGUGUUGGGCUGUCUUAUUCCAGAGGCAAUUGUUACUUCUCUGGACCUAACAUAUGGUUUAUGAGCAAAAGGUGCCAGAGGAUCUAUUUUGUUAACUCUGCUUAAUUUAGGCCUGCUCCUUACCCUCAUGUGGUGUUCCAGUGCCGUUUCAGUAGAUUACAUUAAUACUUGUCCCAUAGGUCAUGAAUAUGACAUUUCAUAAUGAUGUGGAAUGUGCCAGUAUGAAAGAGGUGACGUUGAUAAGAUAUUAAAAUGACAUCUGAAGGUAAAUCCGAGCCACAAACAGCAACAUUAACAACAGAUGCCGUCCCUAUUCCAUCGGCAGAAGUUCCAAAUGCACACACAGAGAUGGUGUCUGUACAGAAUGAGUUAGGAGAGAAUGACUCCCAUGAAUCUGAAGAAUAUGAGGAAACGCAAGAGGAGCGUGUACCUAGAAGUAAUGAACAAGAAACUGAAAGUGUAAAACUGUUAGACGAUGUUGAAGUGGGUAGUCCACAGGAAUUACCACAAAAGGGAAAAGAAACUGUGGAAACUCCGAUGACUAAUAAUCUGACGGAAAAAAGGAAAAAACCUACUAGUGAUAAAAGAAUAAGGAAGCAUGACAAUUCACCAACACCAGGACAAGCGUCAUCCGUUAUGUACAGUAUAACAAAUGUAACGGGACCAUUUCAAAUUGGCCAUAAAAUUACAAUUAAUAUGUCAUCAAAACAAGAAAAAUCUUCAAAGACAUCACCCAGGAGGAUACCUAAGGCUGUAGAAGACACCUUUAAGAGCACAGAGACAGUCAAAGAAGAAGAUCUGGAUACAGUGGCUCCACAUGUUGGCAGUGCGUGGAGGAGAGUUGGCAGACUGCUGAAUUUCAGUGAUGGUGAACUAGAUCAGUUCAAGAUAGAUUAUAAAACUGAAAGUGGCAUGAAAGAGGUUAUAUAUCAGAUGUUACUUGCUUGGAAAAGAGAAAUGAGUAAUAAUGCAACGCGCGGCAUUCUAUGCAGAACUUUGUGGUCUGCACACGAGUAUGAUGCAGCAGAAAAACUAGUUCCGGAUAGAAAUUGAAAGUAUCCUGCACCGUUCCAAAGGCUGAGAAGAAGAGUAUGUUUGUGAAUGAAUGUGCAAGAAGGUACAAAUUUUUAUUGUCCACUUUUAUGAGUGGUGUAUGUGUCUGUACAGUCAACUUAAUUUUUGUAUUAAAUAUAGUUAAUUUGAUACUGUAUUAUAACCAAAUAUCAAAAUAAGAGGGCAUUUUAAAUAUAUUUUAAUGUUCUUCCAUCACCAAGUGCAGGAAUAAAAUCAUCGGCAAUGUAACUGAAAAUUUUGCAAGUUAUUUAAUAAAAUCAGUUAAAUCUGAGGUCUCAGUAA